GAAUGUCGCCCCAGCCCCUUCCCAUUGGCCCAGUGUGUUUGUCCAGGUGUCUGCCUCUUCCAUAAAAGCCUUGGAUCAUCAGACCUGGCACACAUUCCUCAAGUGCUGCGGCAAAGAAAAAUGACACAACGUGUUCAUUUGGUGGUUUUACUUUUGUGUGUCAGAUUAAUGUGUCCUCUUGCAACUGGAAUUUUUAUGGACAGGCUUUCCAGCAAGAAGCUGUGUGCUGAUGAUGACUGUGUCUACACUAUUUCCCUUGCCAGAGCAGAAGAGGAUUAUAAUGCUUCAGACUGCAGAUUCAUCAAUAUUAAAAAAGGGCAGUUGAUCUAUGUUUACUCAAAACUAGUGAAAGAGAAAGACUCUGGAGAAUUCUGGGCUGGAAGUGUUUAUGCAGAACAGUAUGAAGACCAUAUGGGGACAGUUGGUUAUUUCCCUAGCAGUUUAGUCUCAGAGCAACAUGUCUAUCAAGAAGCAAAUAAGACUGUUCCUACAACGGUAAGGAAUUUGCAAAAGCCCAGCUGGCUACAUAAUUGUACUUGGCUAUGUAAUGCUAAUUUGCUGUAAAAACAAAUCAUGGUUGUGGCAGUUGAUUGUAGCACGUCACAGAUG
Molecule: messenger RNA, 609 nt
Organism: Myiozetetes cayanensis
Lineage: Eukaryota; Metazoa; Chordata; Aves; Passeriformes; Tyrannidae
Gene: OTOR
Product: otoraplin
Exons: 3
Coding region: 121-564 (147 amino acids)
Biological process (GO): cartilage condensation
Molecular function (GO): protein binding
Source: RefSeq, a predicted model, not a curated record